CUGCAUCUGCGCAGUGUCUGCUUUACCUGCCCGAGAAAUGGGAGACGGCAAAGCUGGGAGCCGCGGACACUGACAGCGCAGUUCGCCUGGAUGCGGCGCAAAAGCUUAAGAUAAUAAAAACACACAAGAAGCGACACUUUACUGAGGGCCAUCAUGUUCAAAAAACUGAAACAGAAAAUAAAUGAGGAGCAGUCACCACAAAGGAGUGCCCAGUCACCACAGCAGGCCCAGGUGAGCUCAGGUGAGAGGCGUGGUCAACCACCUGGCCUGCACCUGGAUGCCUCGCCCACCCCGAGUGACAGAGAGCUGCUGGCCGGGAUGAUAGCAGAGCCUGCUUUUCUCUCUGAAUAUACUAUCUUUGCUCUGGACCAUUCAAAACGACCCAAAGCGGCCCAGGUGCCCAGUGCGAGCAUCGCGAAGGCUGUGGGUAGCUCUCCAAGAGGCAGUGUGAAUGGAGAUGGAGCUGCCUCCCCUUUGAGGGACGAGCCACAGUCCCUUGCGCAGAAGCUGCAGCAGCGCGUGUCCUCAGUGGAGUCUCUCUUUCGAAGUUCGGGCCGUGCCGAGGGCCUCUUCCGCUCCGGCUCCAGGGAAAGUCUGGUCCGCAGCCCUUCCCGGGACUCCCUCACCCCGCUGGGCGACAAUGAGGCCACCCCCGCCUACGACCCCCCCUCUGACAUCGAGAGUGAGGCGGAAGACUCUCCUGGAAAUGCAGAGGCUCUUUCUAAAGAGCAGCUCCUGCAUCGCCUGCACAGGGUGGAGAAGAGCCUGGCUAACUACAGGGGGAAAUACUCUGAGCUGGUCACGGCCUACAGGACGGUACAGAGAGAUAAAGAGAAAACGCAGGCUAUUCUCAGCCAGAGCCAAGACAAAGCACUACGGAGAAUAGGAGAGCUCAGAGAGGAGCUGCAGAUGGAUCAGCAAGCCAAGAAGCACCUGCAGGAGGAAUUCGAUGCUGCUCUAGAAGAAAAAGACCAGAUGAUCACUGUGUUGCAGACCCAAGUGGCUCUUAUGAAGAAACGGCUGCAUGGUGUUCCUGGAGCUUUGGUCUCCACUGAGGGAGAAGCCCAGCCCACUGAUGCUACAGAGGUGACCUCUGACCCACAAAGUCCUGCUCAAGGGGACAGCGCUGAACUGAAUGAAGCAGGGGGCAGCGGUGAGCCAAGCGGCGCUGCGGAUGUGGAAGCGCUGCAGAAGCGGGUGCUGAGGCAGGAGACGCUGCUUCAGCGCUGCAAAGAGCUGAUCCGCACCAGCAAAGAGCGCAGCGCCCAGCUCAGCAGCGAGAACGAGGCACUACAGCAGCAGCUGCAGGAGAGACUGCAGGAGCUGGAGAAGAUGAAGGAUCUUCACACUACGGAGAAGACCAAGCUGAUCACACAGCUGCGCGAUGCCAAGAACCUCAUCGAGCAGCUGGAGCAGGACAAGGGAAUGGUGAUUGCUGAGACGAAGCGGCAGAUGCAUGAGACUUUGGAAAUGAAAGAGGAAGAGAUUGCUCAGCUGCGCUCCAGGAUCCAGCAGGCUGUGGCCCAGAAGGAGGAGCUGCAGGAGCAGAAGGAGAAAGCAGAGAAAGCAGCGUUUGAGGAGCUGGAGCGAGCUCUCGGGGUGGCCCAGCGGGCAGAGGAGGCGCGGCGCCAGCUGCAGGCUCAAAUGGAGGAGCAGGUGAAGCAGGUGGAGCGGGCAAGUGAGGAGGAGAGGAGGAGUCUGCAGCAGGAGCUCAGCAGGGUCAAACAGGAGGUGGUCACCAUCAUGAAGAAAUCUACAGAAGACAGGAUAUCCGAAAUGGAGCGUCUGCAUUCGGAGGCUCUGGCUGAUAAAGACAAAGAAAUAAGUGCCCAGAUAAACCAGGCAGUGGAGCAGGUUCGAGAGGAGCUGUCACAUACGGCUCAGGAGAAGGAGCAGCAGGCCUCUCUGGCUCUGGAGGAAGCAGAGCUGCAGAAGGCCGCCCUGCAGGCUGAGGCCGAGGCCAAAGCCAAGGACCUGCAGCUCGAGCUGGAGAGCGCCAGAACUAGAAUUCUUGAGCUGGAGAGUUCUCUGGCCAAGAGCUCACAGGAGGAGGCUACCCACUCAGAUCAGCUUUCGGCAGAGAUUGAAGAACAGAGGAAGAAAUAUGAAGCUGAGCUAUCUGCUCUAGAAGAGAGGCAUCAGCAGGAGCUGGAAAGAUGGAAGACCGAGCAGGCAGAGGCUUUGAACCAGCAGCACUCCACUGCGAUUGAAGAACUAACGCAGAAACACAAAGCUGAGAUUGAGACUCUCUUGAAAGAAAAAGAAGCAGAGUUUCAUGCCCAUGUUGAAGAUAUAAAUCAGAAAACAUUGGAGAAACUGGAUGUUAAACAGACUGAGCUGGAAGCCUUGUCCUCUGAGCUGAGCGAACUGCAGAAGAGUAAACAGGAGCUGGAGGAAAAGCUUGCGGCCGUCGAGGCUGUUAAAAACUCUGCUCAGCAAGAGUUUGAGGUGAGACUGAAGGAAGAACAGUUGAAACAUCAGACCGAGCUUGAAAGCAUCAACCAUCAACAUGAGCAGACGCUUGGAGGAGUGGAAAACAGUCUGAAAGAAGAUCUAAAUCAACUAAAGUUGGCGCUGGAAGAGAAGGAGAAAGAGCUUGAAGAUCAUGUUCAAAAGGGAAAAAGUCUGGAAGAAGAUGCCAGACAGGCUCGACAGGAUGUUGAAGCACAGCUGAAGGGAAUGGAAGAUCUCCGGCAUGCGGCACAGGGUGAAAAAGAGGCCCUUGCUGAGGCAAACAGUCAUCUGAACUCAUUAAAGGGGGAAUUGGAACAGUCAAAGAAUCAGCUGAACGAGCUGGAGAAGCUUCUUGAAGCCAGUCGCAGUGACUGUCACCAGAAAGCAGACUGUCUUCAACAGAAGACUAUUGAAAAUGAAGACCUUCAGCAAAGGGUACAGAAAGCCAUCAGUGAUCUGGCUAAAAAAGAGAAGUCACAUGCUGAAACAUGCAAUGCAAUGCAAGAGGAGCAAAGCCAGUUAAAGAAGCAGUUGGAUGAGGAGAAAAGUUCCUACGAGAAAAGAUUGGAGAGCCUACAAAAAGAAAUGGAUAGCAAGUUGAAAUCCCAGGAGACCAAGAUGGAAAAAUUCAAACAGAAAACCAAAGAAAUGCAAGAAAAGUUUAAGAAAAAGCUUCAUGAGCAAGAUGAAAGCGCCAAAGCAGAGCUAGCCAAGAAGGACGAAGAGCUUCGGCAGAAGGACCAACAGGUAAAAGACAAGAUCCUUGAGAUGGCCCAGACAAGCUCAGAAGGUCUCAGCAAUGCUUUGUCUGAUUUAGAGAUGAAUCACAAAGAGCAGUUAGAGAAGCUUCAAGGAGCCCACAAACAUGAGCAAGAGGACCUUCUGCGCCAUUGGCAGGAGAAGCUAAGCCAGCAGGAGGAAGAGUUGCAGGAGAAACAUGCGCUCACUUUGCAAGAAAAAGUGCAAGAUUUGGAGGAAAUCUCGCAACAGCUUUCAGGCAGCAGAGAAGAGAAGAACAAGGUGGAGCUGGAGGUGAAGAACCUUAGGGAAGACCUUGCAAUGAGGGAAACCACUGUACAGAAACUUCAAGCAGAGCUCAGGGAAGCUGCGGUCAAGCUGGAAAAUCUGUCCGAGGGAGAAGACUUGCUGAAAAAGCAGGUAGAGACUGUAGAGAAGAAUCUUAACCAGGCCUUGACUGAGAAGAACCUCUUUCAGGACCAGCUCAGUAAGGCUGAAGAGACCAGUAAAGAAAGAUUACAAGCCUUGUCUGAAGAGCUAGAAGACACACGCAUGAAGCUUAGUGUACUUGAAGCUUCCAGGAGUAAGGAAGGUGAGGACCUGCAGAGGACCCUUGAAGAGAAAGCCGCGGAGCUUCUGACGAAGGAGAAAGAGUUUCAGUCGCAAAUCUGUGCUAUGAGCAAGGAGCUGGAGCAGCAGUGUGAAGGUGUGCAGGCAAUAUUAAAGGGAUUCUCAGACGAUCUUUGCAAUAAAGUGGAGGCCAAAGUCAGCGACCUCCAAAAUAGGGUCAUAUAUAAUCAGAAGAAAGUGUCCCAUCUUAAAAAUGUCAUCGUGGCCAAGAACGAUAAAAUUGGUACUUUAGAGAAAGAGCUUCAGCGAGCCAUAGAGGAGAGCCAGAGCAUGAAGAGCUCUCUUGACCAGAUGGUUCUUCAGCUAAGCGCGAAUUCAGAAACUCUUAAAGCCUUAACAGUUGAGAAGGAGUCUUUGCAAAAAGAUGCUACCAAUUACUCCCAAGUACUUUCUGAGAAAGUCGUUUGUAUAGAAAAACUUGAUGAAGAAAACAAAAACAUAUCAGAGAAACUUAAAGCAAAUAUUUUGCAUAUCAGUUACUUGGAGGGUAUCGUAGAUGACCUGAAGACCCAGUUAGCACGUAGCAUAACUGAAAAGGAGGAAGCCAUAUCUCUGCUGAAUCAGCAGCACAGUGAGGAGAAGCAGAGUCUCAAAAGCCAAAUGGAGGAGACGGUGGAAAGGGUGGAGAAAGAAAAGAGCUUGGCUCUUGAGCAGGUCGACACUCUCAGGAACAAGAUGUCGGAGCUGAAAAAGAAAGCGGAGUCCAAGUUCACUCAGAACCACAACACUGUCAAGUCUCUCCAAGGUAAGAUAGAGGACAUGGAGAGACAGAUAUCGGAGAAGGACGAGCACCUUCAGAGACUCACUGCCAGCAUUGACAAUCAGUCUAUUAGUAAGUCAGAGAUGGACCAGGUGCUGAGCGAGAAAGAGCAGAAGGUAAGUGCCUUGACCUUAGAGUUGGACAACUGCACGAGGAAAGUCGGCGAGUUAGAGGAACGUCUUGAAUUACAGACAAAAGAACGGGAACAGCUAGCGGCCGAGUUGCAGCAGCAUUGUAGCAUCAGGGAGAGUGAGAAGACGGAGCUGAUCCAGCAGCUCCAGCAAGCCCAGGAGCAGUGCUCUCAAAGAAGUGAGCUUGAGGCAAAGCUUCAGUCUUUGGAGAGCAAGAUCCAAGAUGCCAAGCAACAAAUGGAGAUCCAGCAAGGAGACUUUGAGAGGGAGAGGGCAGAUUUACUGAAAGCAAAAGAUGAGGCUUUGAAGGCGGCCGAGGAGAGCGCAGGGAAAGCCACCGAGCUGAAGAAGAAAGCCGAGCAAAAAAUCGGCUUGAUUCGGAAACAGCUGGCCUCUCAGGUUGAGGAGAAGGAGCAGGUCAUCAAGGGUCUGCAGGCACAACUGGAGGAUGUCAGGCAGAAGCAGAAUGAGAGGGAACAGCAGAUUGUGAGGUUGGAGGAGAAUGGGAGGAUCAUGGAGGAGGCCAUGAACAACCUCAAGGAAGAGCACUCAAAGCACCUGGAGCAAGUGCGACAUGAUGAAGAGUUACAGCGAGAGAGCUCGUCGCAAACUUUGAAGGACAUGUAUGAGGAGAAGUUGGCCGCUCUUCACAAAGACGCGUCUUCCAAAGAGGAGUUGGCCGCGGCAAGACAGGAGGAGGCCCUUUCGAAGCUCAGGGAGCUGGAGGAACAGAGUACUGUCCACCAAGCUGAGAUCAGCAGGCUUGAAGCAGAACUUUCGGAACAGACCACACUGGUCCAGGAGCUUCAGAAGACCUGCUCAAAUCUCCAGGUCCAGCUUAAGGAGAAAGAGGCCAGUGCCAUACAAAGGGAAGAAUGCUCUGUGGAGCAGACUAACAGUGUCUUAGCAAUGGAGCCUGUGAGAUCCGUUACGAUAGAAGAAAGGGACGCAAACGGGAAAGAAGAGGACUGGAAGACUGAGAAGGAUCUCUUGGUGAAAGAGUACGAGAUGAAGCUUCAGGAACUUAGCAGAAGCCUGGAAGAAAAAGAGGACCAGCUUAAAGCCCAGCAGAGCUCACAAGGGGAACUCAGAGAGGCCAAUGUUCUUACCGACGAGUCCAAAGGCUCGGAGAACGAUCUAGAAAGAAAACUGAUGGAAGCAGAGAACGAGAAGCAGAAGAUCCAGAAAGAUUACACCCGACUACAGAAAGACCUCCGCUCGUUGAGGAAGGAGCAUGAAAAGGAGCUGGAAUACCUGAGGAAAGAAGUGGCAGAGGAGAAUGAACAGAAGCUGAAACUUGAAAUGGAAGACAUGGAAAUGAAACACAACUCCGCUCUUAAGCAGUUGAUGCGGGAGUUCAACACCCAGAUGGCUCUGAAAGAGAAAGAACUUGAAGCUUCAGUAAAGGAAACCAUUGAAAAAGCCCAAAUUGUGGAAGCACAUCUCAUAGAAAUCCAUCGAGAGGAGGCCAGUCAGCUCCAGAAGGUAAUCGCCCAAAAAGAAGAUGAUCUGAACAGAACUGUCCAGCGUUACGAGCAGGUCAUUCAGAGCCGAGAGGAGGAGAUGGGCACUCGCGUGUGGGAGGUGCAGAAAGAGCUGGAGGAGUUGCAGCAGAGGAGCCUCAGCGGUCCUCAGGGUCUUGAAGAACUUCAGGUCCAGCUUGCUGAGAAGACCACCCUGCUGAGUGAAGCCAGGCUGAAAGAGCAGGAGUACCAAAACAGGAUUCAUACUCUGGAGGACACGAUAAAAAGUGCUUAUAAAAACUCUGUGGUGACUCACCUGGGAAGCACAUACAAAGAACCCGCACACUACAACGCCGAUCCCCUCUCCGAGCACACCGAGUUCGAGUACCUGCGGAAGGUCAUGUUUGAGUACAUGAUGGGACGAGAGACAAAGACGAUGGCCAAAGUCAUAACUUCCAUGCUCAAGUUUCCGCCGGACCAGGCGCAGAAGGUUCUGGAGCGUGAGGAUUCUAGAUUGAUGCCGUGGCUCCGCUGAGGUGGAACCCAGAGGGAAAGAUUGUGCUGCUGCUGCCGACUGUUCUGACGGUUUAGAACUGAUAUUAAUGACUAGAGAACCCUUCCUUUAUGUGUGUGUGAGCGAGCGAGAGAGAGAGCGGGAGAGUCGGAGUGACUGAAUUAAAGUGAUUUAGAGAGUAAAUGAGUGAAUGAGAGAGUGAGAGAGUGAAUGAAUGAGUGAGAGAGAGAGAGAGAGAGAGAGAGACAGUGAGAAUGUAAUGUUGAUGGUAUAAGAUCUAGAUAUUUAGAUGAAAUGAAAUAUCAGAUUCAGAGAACUUUCCUCAGCUUUAGACCCGGUAAGAAAAUUCUGACUUUAUAAUUUAUUAUUUCCUUUUUUUCAUUCAGGGUAGAUUAUUUUCUUUUUUAAAUCUAGAUUUUGUAUGGAAUUAGGUUUUGUGCAAUAAGAAUGGUUUUUGUUUGUUUUGGUUUCUUGAAGGUUUUGUGUUCUUUCUUUUCUCCUUUUCGGUGAGGUGAGCGUCCCUUUAAACGUCCUCUCUGCACAGGUGUAUAUGUGGAUCAGUUAAGCGUGCGGCUCUUAGUAUUUACUCUGUUUACUACAGCUUUUUUUUUGGACCUAAUGCUGUAUUUUCUUGAGAACUGACGAAAUAUACAUCAUACUGUAAAAUAAAGUGUAAAUUAUGACUGGAAAUGAACUUAUGAAUCUGUACUUUAGGGCACAUUGUGACUGUUGCUACAUUAUUACAUUUUAAAACAACUAAUAAAAUUUUAUUUACAGUA
Colossoma macropomum (tambaqui) is the source of this 7469-nucleotide messenger RNA. RefSeq names its product golgin A4 (gene golga4). Gene Ontology annotation, cellular component: Golgi apparatus. The record is from RefSeq and is a predicted model, not a curated record. Bases 154 to 6711 code for a protein of 2185 amino acids. Gene Ontology annotation, biological process: Golgi vesicle transport. The transcript has 25 exons. Gene Ontology annotation, molecular function: small GTPase binding. NCBI's taxonomy places the organism in Eukaryota, Metazoa, Chordata, Actinopteri, Characiformes, Serrasalmidae.